Molecule: messenger RNA, 1189 nt
Organism: Folsomia candida
Lineage: Eukaryota; Metazoa; Arthropoda; Collembola; Entomobryomorpha; Isotomidae
Product: pancreatic triacylglycerol lipase
Exons: 6
Coding region: 55-1086 (343 amino acids)
Molecular function (GO): lipase activity
Source: RefSeq, a predicted model, not a curated record
CUCCCACCACGCCUCUCAUUUGUGCAUCCAACCAACCAACCAGAAAUCGAAACCAUGGCGUUGUUACGGACGAAACUCAUGAUUUUGUUGUUGGUGGGAACCUCCGUGGCGUCGCCGUUCCUCCCGACGAAAACGGGUGGACAGUCGCCGGAGGUCUUUUGGGUGCAAAAUGACCGUGGCGUCGUCGUCCCUGCGUUACUGCAUGGUCUUCCGGAAAACUAUUCUCCUCAAGGGAUCGCGGAGGAUGUCCAGUUCCACUUGUAUAACAGCAAAACACCCUCGUCUUCGGUGGAAAUUAUGCCAGGAUGUACGAACAACUGUUUGGCGUCGCUCGUCCGUGGUGCGCCCGUGGUCAUUCUUGCCCAUGGAUUUAGUUCCGAUCAUCUCGGUGGAUUUGGGACUGGGCUGAGAGAAAAUUUCGAACAAGCUCCGGAAACGAUGAACCUGAUCUUUAUCAAUUGGGGAAAGCUAGCCGCUGCGCCGUGGUAUGAACUUGCUGCCAACAGUGUCGAACCAGUGGGAAAAUGGACUGGGAUGUUGAUCGACUUUAUCGUCUCGUCCGGCGCCGCGCCCUUAUCCGACUUUGUCUUUGCAGGACACAGUCUUGGCUCCCAUGUUGCAAACUUUAUCGCCCACAACAUUACAUCCGGUCAACUUCCGGUUAUUCAUGCCCUUGACCCUGCACUGCCGCUCUUUGGGGAGCGAACGGACGAUAAGAGGAUCGACCCGAGUGACGCUGCUUUCGUGAAUGUGAUCCACACCGCGUCCGGAACUUUGUUGGAUGGUGGCCUCGCUUUCACGGAGCCGCGUGGUGAUGUCGACUUCUAUCCAAACACGGGCAAAAAUCAGCCAGGGUGUGGAACUGAUUAUUUCGGAGCCUGUUCGCACAGCCGCGCCCAUGAAUAUUUUGGUGAGUCCGUCCACCGUCGAAACUCGUUCAACGGGUGCGUCUGCACGAGCUACGAGGAUUUCGUGAACACGUGCGACUGUACGUCCCGCGUCCCCAUGGGCUGGGCCACCCCCCGCGCCACCAGAGGAAUCUACUACUUGACCACACGCGCCUCCAAACCCUUCGGACUCGAUUAAACGCAAUAAGAUUUUUGUAAUAUUACCAUUUUUCUGUGAUAGUAAAUAACUUGAUGUGGAAAUAAUUUAUUAAAAGUAGCACGUGCUCAAAUUUAUUCCUCAA